Molecule: messenger RNA, 954 nt
Organism: Cercospora beticola
Lineage: Eukaryota; Fungi; Ascomycota; Dothideomycetes; Mycosphaerellales; Mycosphaerellaceae
Cellular component (GO): plasma membrane
Molecular function (GO): acetate transmembrane transporter activity
Source: RefSeq, a predicted model, not a curated record
AUGAGUGACACGUACAACGCUACUGCCAACAACACCAACCUCACUGCCCCAACGGGAGCCGGUGCUCCACGCGAAAAGGACUUCGAGAACGGAUACCACCUCGACAAAGAUAUGGAUCCAGAUACCGCGUUGAGGAAGAUCCAGACCUCUGGCAGCAUUUCCAUCUCGCCAGAGCUCUUCGAGAAGAUCUACCUUUCGCCACAAAACAAGGUCGCAGGUGAUCUCCGAAAGACCUUCGGUAACCCAACACCUUUGGCUCUCGUCGGUUUCUUGCUCUCUCUCACACCUUUGUCUUGCGACUUGAUGGGAUGGAGAGGAGCUGGUGGCAAUGGUGCAGCAUCCACUGGUGUCUACUUCUUCUUUGGUGGUCUCUUGAUGAUUCUCGGCGGUCUUGGUGAAUUCAUCUUGGGCAACACCUUCCCAUUCGUCGUCUUCAGCUCCUUUGGUGCUUUCUGGCUCCAAUACGGUGCGACCCUUCAGCCUUUCUACAAUGCCUGGGGCGCAUACGCGACACCUGGCGAGGAGGUGACAACUGGUCUGACAUCAGUGGGCUUUAACGCAUCUUACGCCUUCUUCCUCGUCUUCAUGGGUGUCCUGUGCUUCUUGUACAUGAUCCUCUCCCUCCGAACCAACUUGGUCUUCUUCCUCAUCUUCUUGUUCCUCGUUCCAUCCUUCGGUCUCCUCGCCGCUGCCUUCUGGCACUUGGCUCAGGAAGCAGAGGCAACGGCAGCAGGAAACAUGGCCGCGGCUGCCUCUCUCGCGAGCAAGGCUUCCACCGAGGUCAUCGCGGCAGGUGCCACCACAUUCGUCGUCGAUAUGCUCGGCUGGUACAUCUUCUUCGCCAUCAUGUUGGCCGCGCUCGACUUCCCAUUCCAGCUUCCCGUCGUCGAUCUGUCGCGCUUCAUCAAGGGUGCUUCGGAGAAGGCCAAGUCGAAGGGCGAGUACGAGGCUUAG